Molecule: messenger RNA, 8555 nt
Organism: Fimicolochytrium jonesii
Lineage: Eukaryota; Fungi; Chytridiomycota; Chytridiomycetes; Spizellomycetales; Powellomycetaceae
Product: armadillo-type protein
Exons: 6
Coding region: 126-8318 (2730 amino acids)
Cellular component (GO): small-subunit processome; 90S preribosome; nucleolus
Source: RefSeq, a predicted model, not a curated record
GCGAAAGGCCUCAAAGUCUCACAAACAAGAACUCCGGUGUAGACGGGUAUCUCUGGGACGAAUAAGAGCCUUUUCCCUGUACAGGAGCAGAUACUGCGUACCUUGGAAGGGUGACUGUGUCCGCCAUGGGUGACAGUACGGUGAAGGAAUUGAAUACGACCGAAGGGUUAAACCGUUUUCGGUUCCAAACUUUCCGGGAGAAAGUGCAGGCUGUGAAUAUCGACGUAGCGCACAAAGUACUAAAAUCGCAUGACGUUCUCACGGAUGAGGAAGGGUCGUACUUCAUCGAAGGGAUCAAUAAAUGGCAGGAGCUCAACUGCACUGGGCAUUUUGCCCUCUUUCUGAGGGAUGUGCGACCGUACGCCUUGUCGCUCGUCCAAUUACUGUACCAUAAAAAUGCAGUUGUGAAAGUAAUGCUGAAGCACUUGAAAGAGCCUGGUAGCUUGGCUUUGGAACCUUUACUUGAUCUGGUAGCCGCACUAGCACGCGACAUUCAGGAUGAGUUUUACGAAUGCUUCCAAGAUACCCUGGAGGUCCUGAUUGAGCUGGCGAAUCAUGUCGACCUGAAAGUCUUGGAGGCUGUUUUCAGCUGCAUGGCGUAUCUGUUUAAGUACCUUGGAAAGCAGCUACUGGAUGAUAUUAUACUCACAUUCGAUCGGCUGUGUCCAUUACUGGGACAUGGCAAAGAGCAUAUCCGACGCUUUGCCGCAGAGGCAUUUGGCCCGUUCUUGCGAAAGGUUCCGAGCGCUUCAAGUGAGUCGGUUCACACACACAUUUUGGAGAAAGUCAACACCUCGACGAACGAGAAUCUGGUGGAAGCAGUCGGAGUUGUGUACUUCCAAGCGAUCCAGCAAGUGAAGGGAAACAUACACUCCCGUGCUCCGCAAGUGCUGAAGUGGCUUUUGGUGCUUGGAAUCGGUGGAAAGGCGGAGGCGAAGACGGGUGGAGAGAAAGUGAUCGACAGUCUGGUUUUCCAGAUGUGCGGACACAGCACAGCAGAUAAAUUGCAGCCUAUGUGGGAAGUACUGAUGGCGGAGAUCAGCUCGGAGCUCCAAAAGGCUUCCGCGGAGCCAUCAGUCGGGCGGCUGUGGAGGUUGCAGAAGCUCUUCAAGAUUGCGCGCAUGUGGCUGCGUUUCAGGAGGGGUGUUCGGGUGCACGAUAGGCAGGCGCUCUUCACACUUUUGGAGGAAGCUGUCCCAUCGCUCGCACAAGCGUCGGAGUCCUCCACGUCAUUCAUUGAUUCCAUUACCGGAGUUUAUGUCGAACUGAUUGCCGCCCUGUUGGUGUGCUCGCCAAGCACCGAAGUAUACUUGCGAGGGAAGUCACUUCUGGACAAAGUCUGUGUCGCUGACGGCUUCGUUCUGCCUUUCCUACUCCUCUGUGAAUCACUUCGGCUGCAGCGUUGGGAACACUUCCCACAACUCAUGUUGCCAUCCCUCAUUGGGUACAUGCAGAAGCACUGGUCGAGCAACCCCAAUGCAUUCCUGUUGUUUAUGGCGCGAUUUUUCGAGGAAAGCUUCGAGGAAAUGCUUCUACGGAUACCCCAUUCGCUCAAAACGAAGGACAACCUGCUGAAGAUAGCGGGACAAUCGGCGAACUCGCAGGGUAGCUCGACAAUGGCACGAAACUGGCUAUCCACGCUUGUGCCGUGGGAAGCCCUCCUUGCUCAUGACGAAACGGAAGAGAUGAAGCUUGGGACGAUGGGGUGCGUGUGCAGCUGUGUCUCUCGGAUCGCACUGCCGUUCGACUUGGUAUACCAAGCGUUGUAUACCGUCAUUGAGUCGUACAGCCAGGCGUUGAGUCAAAGCGGGGUGGACAGAAUAGUGGGACAGCAACGACACUCUUAUCUCACUUUAGUUGGAUCGGCGUUGAGUGCGUUAUCCAAAUGCGCCACGAGGUCAAACGACGUAGGACAAUUCGAGGAUCUCAGCCAAAUCGUCCGCAAUGUUUUGAUUUCGGAGUCCCAUCGCAAUGCGGUCCUCUUACAUGGCAUCGCCGAAUAUCUUGCCUGCCUUCGGUCGCACUGCAAAACUCACAAAGGCCUUGCCUCCGAGCAUCUGGAAGGAGUGGUUGCCUUGAUCGGGGACAACGUAGGAGAUCUGGAUGCGCAAGUCCGUCGAGAGACUUUGCGCAUCAUAUGCUCCUUCCAGCAACACAACCUGAAACCGGUCAAAGACACGAUCUUCACAGGGUCGUGUCCAGUUUACAACCUAUGCUUGGAUUUGGAGGAUAUUCCAGAUUCGGUGAACACCCUGCGGCAGAAAACUGUGAUAUUCCGCAAGAUUGACUCGCUUGUUCGGUCGCAUACAAUACCCGUCGGUUACCUUCCACGACUCACUCGGUACUUGAUGGCGCUUCUGAGCGUGCCAUUUACGCCUUUGUGGACUGAGGCCAUCAAGACCCUGCAGGUCAUUGCGCAAGUUGACCUGGGUGCUUUCUGGCCUGUGUUCAAGGAUUACUUGUUGCGGUCGAGCAACGGGACUCUGGGUACCACUCCGGAGGUCAACCAGGGAGACGACGAGCAUCCUGAAGGGGAUUUGGCCCAGGCUCUUGAGGCCGAGGAGAAAAUAGUUGGGUCGGAGGAGUCGGCAGCCGAUGUCAAAGAUAUUCCUGCUGCGAGGGUUGUUUUCGGCAAUGUCAACAAGGCUAUUCAGGAGCGGUCAACGCAAGCGGGGGCGGCGGGUGGUUCUCAAAUCGACGCCAAUAGGUUCCAUUCUCAGCUUCUUCGAAUCCUGGGAGACCUGCCACAUAUCGUGGAACAGUACUCUGGCGACAUCGUUCCCCUCUUCUUUGAUCUGUUCCAGAACUUGGAAACUGUUGACGUGACGGCGGCAAACGUGCGUGCGGAAAUCAAGGAAGGAAGAAGGUCAAAGGUGAAAGAUUUCCUUUCCAUAUUCGCAAAGGUCCAUCGACCGGAGCGCCUGCAACGAUCCGCAGCUCUGCAGCAGAUCUACUUGGAAUUGCUAUGCAAUGGAGAUGACAAGCUGCAGCAACUAUCCCUUGACUGCCUCAUCGCCUAUAAGAUUGCUGGCAUGGACUUCGUCGCUGAGCACUUCAAAGCGCUUUGCCAGGACGACACUUUCCGCGAUAGGCUUUCCACGUUAAACAUCGAAGAUAUGCGCGCGAAUGUCACGUCGAACAAUAUUCAGCCGCUAUUGGAUAUCGUCGCUCGGAUUCUAUAUGGAAAGCUCAUCAGCAGACGUGGGCGGACCACUGCCGCCGGUCUGAAGGCCCGUCGAGUGGCCAUUUUCGCGUUCUUCACCAGUGCAGAUUCCUCCAUGCUGGAGAACCUAGUGAACUUGAUGAUUCAGCCAUUUGCGUUGAUCAACGAGCAGCCGGAUUUCGACGCAGAUGGGAAUUUCUACCUCAAUGAGUCGCUCGACCCUCACUUGUCCAUCAAGAGACAGCUCGGAUUCUUGCACGUGCUUGAGGAUGCUAUCAAGCAACUCAGAACGCUGCUGCAACCCUUCUUACCGAAAUUGGUCAAAGCAGUGCUGUAUGUACUGCACUAUGCGGAACAGAGGUUGUCAACCGCGUCGACAGCCAUGGAUAAGGUUGUAGACGAUGGAGCAUCGUUUGAGACCUUUCUGGAAAAGCAGUCGAAGGAGGCUCGAAUGCUGAGCAUACGACGUCUCAAGGAGAUUUUCGACUUGGGCUUGGAUUUCGAUUUCGACGCUUACUUGCCUACCAUCUUCCGGCUCAGCAUUACCGAUCGCUUGCCUCGAUUUGCCACCGAGAACUCCCAGUCGCCGAGUUCGCUGAUGGAGUUGUUCGUCACAUGGUCGCAGAACCCCCGCUACGCGCCAUAUCUCGUGAAAGAAGCUCCCGAUUUGAUCCCCAAAGUUGUAGCGGUGAUUUCGUCCAAGAAAGUCAGGCCACCGGUGAUAGCAGCUGUGCUAACGAUGACGGAAGGCUUGCUGGACCUUUGCGAUGCUAGUAUGCAAGAGGAUGGCGAGGCCUUUUUCGAAACACUACUGCGUCCAUACGUCGAUUCCAUACUAACGAACCUGAAUGCCGUCAUCUCGAUUUCUGUCGAGACGAAGAAAGUGGUCUUCAUUGGAAACUCGAUCCCAGCUCGCGUCAUUCGUAUCUUGGCCAGAUUGUCCGAACAUGUCUCGGACGGUGAACAAGCUGAGCAGCUGUUGAGCAUGCUCCUGCCGUACGCCAAACGCCCUCCGAAAGCGGUACCGGAAUCGGUGAAAGUCGAGAUCCUGAGAAUUUUCAGCAACUUCGUUCCGAUGUUGCCAGGGCUCAAAGGACAGUCGCCUGUCGACACACCGUACUUUUCGUUAGUAGCACACCUAUUCGGAACUCUUGAAACGCGGGAAGCGCGGGCUGAACUGGUUAGCAUAACGAAGAGACUUGCGCAACUGGACUCGUCCAUCACCGUUGUGGCGGAUCUCGCUGAAGCUCUGAACGCCUAUUCCACUACCCGUUUGGACGAGCCGGACUUCGACAAGCGGUUCGGUGCAUUCACCACACUUAACCAGGAGCUCUACCAAACGCUGACCGCAACACAAUGGUUACCCGUCUUGCAUAACCUACUGUUCUACGUGCAGGAGCGUGAGGACUUUGCCAUCCGGACUAGUGCGUCACACAGCGUCACUGUGUUUAUCCGUCGCGCCAGUGGAUCCGAUCUUCAAGACCGACAACAGAAGCUUCCUCUCGAUGAGUUCUUGAACAUGAUCGUUCACGUCUUGUUCCCAGCCAUCAAGCGCGGUAUGAAUCACACAUCGAUCGCCGUUCGCCAGGAGUUCAUCAAUAUCCUCGGCCAGCUUGUUGUCACCUUUCCGGACAUGUCGCUUGUUUCCGACAUGACGGGUCUUCUUGCCGAUGGGGACGACGAGGCGUCUUUUUUUGGGAACAUCUUGCACUUGCAGAUUCACAGACGUAUGCGCGCUAUGAAACGUCUCGCUCAAGAAUGUCUGGAAGGCGAGCUGGGCGCUACUAGUACCGCCAAUAUCUUCAUCCCGCUAGUCGCACACUUCAUCUUCGAGUCAGAUCGGUCACAAGAUCACAAUCUGAUCAAUGAGGCGAUUGCAACCAUUGCUGCCUGUUCAAGGGUGUUGAAGUGGGGACAGUACUGGGCGCUUUUGAAGCGAUUUCUGAACGCCCUCCCAAGGCGCCCUGAAUUGGAGAAGGCGCUGAACAGGUUGAUCAUUCAGUUGUUGGACGCUUUCCAUUUCUCCGUUGCGGACGAAAACGAUGUGCCAAUGGAGAUUGAUGGUGAGGUGACCGCGGAUGUCGUCGUUGAGCCGAUGGAUGUGGAUAUACCGCUGGACGAGUCGACUCUCCCGGAAGACGAGGCAGACGCGGCAGACGAAGCUGAGGAGCUGAACGCGGAGGACGCCCCAAGCGCUGGUGUCACAUCGGCCACGAAAGUACGAGAUGUUGUGCUACGAAAGGUACUUCCUACCUUGCAAGCGUACAUCGAGAAGGACGACAACGAUAGCCUCCCGACCCGUGUGCCCCUUGCCGUUGCGGUCGCUUCUUUAUUGAAGCGUCUCUCCGAGAAGACACGUCAAGCUCCGCUAGCAAAGCUGAUCACCACCUUGUGUAACUUUUUGCGACUGCGUGGACAAGAAGCUAGAGACACGACCCGAGAUACUUUGGUGAAAAUCACCUGCUCACUCGGCCCCGCAUACCUUCCCUUUGUGCUAAAGGAGUUGGAAGGCGCCCUCACCCGUGGAUACCAGUUACACGUGCUCGGAUACACCAUUCACUCGAUCCUGUUGGAGUUCGUGAAGAUCGUGCAACCGGGCGAAAUCGACAUUUGCGUAGAAGAUCUGGUCCGUAUGUGCACCGCCGAUGUCUUCGGUGAGGCAGGCGCAGAAAGGGAGGUUCAGGAGCUUCGCGGGAAAAUGCGAGAAAUCAAGACUACGAAGUCUUUCGACUCUUUCGAACUUAUCAGCAAAGUCGUCGGGUUUGACAAGACGAUCAAGAUGCUCACACCGUUGAAGGGCUUCAUGAUCGAAACCACGAACGCUCAGGUCAUGAGGAAAGUCGACGACAUUCUGAAGAGGAUUGCGCUUGGAAUCAACAACAACACCGCAGUACGACCUGAUGAUCUGAUGAUUUUCGUGCACGACCUUCUCACCGAGAACUUCCCAUUGUCACAACCGGCAUCUGCGCCGGCGAAAGAACGAUCUGUUCAAGAGAAGAACUUCAUGGUUAAUCUGAAGCGGCCGAGUACUCAAGCGCAGGAGACACUGAAAACCUUCCAAGCGAACGCUUUCAGAUUCAUUCACUUUGGUCUAUCGUUACUGCUGAAUGCUUUGAAAUCGGAGAGAAUCAGCCUGCGCAACACCCAGCAUUUGUCGAUGCUUGAUCCGUUAGUGCCACUCCUUGGACGCGGAUUAUACUCGAAGCACACGUCGGCAACCGUUGCUUCCUUGCGAAUUUUCACGAUGAUCGGAAACUCGCCACUACCCAAGUUGAAGGAGAGCAUGCCCGUUGUAGUCAGACGUCUUUUCGACAUCCUCACCAAGAAGCAUGCGACCAGUGAGGAGCUGACGCAAGCAACGUUCCGACUGCUCACGACGAUCAUCCGUGACUGCAAAUAUGUGACCAUCAGUGAACAACAGCUCGUAGCAGCCGCCAGCAUUGUUCGUCCCGAUCUCGAAAACCAGGAAACCGAUCGCCAAGGAACAGCCUUCUCGCUCAUCCGCGCCAUUCUGAGCAGGAAGAUUGUCGUCAAGGAGAUGUACGAAGUUAUGGACGUCGUCUCGAAGACCAUGAUCACGAGUCAGAGCUCACAGAUUCGAGAAUUGUGUCGACAUGCGUAUAUCCAGUUCUUGCUCGACUACCCGCAUGGGCCUGGAAGGCUGAAGAAGCAAAUCACCUACCUCGUCAAAAAUCUGUCGUAUGAGCAUGAGACCGGUCGACAAUCUGUGUUGGCGGUUUUCGACAGCCUCACGGACAAACUCAGCGAUGAUGCCUUGAAUGAGUUUGCGGAGCUAUUCUUUCUAUCGUUAGUCAUGUGUUUAGUCAACGACGCAUCAUCGAAGUGUCGUGAGCACUCCGGCACGCUCAUCAAGAAGCUUCUAACACGGCUGGACUCGAAUCGUGCGUCAAAGAUUCUGCAGCUUGUCGACACCUGGUUCGGACAGGGACAGCAACUGCAAAUGCAACGGACCGCAGCUCAAGUCGCUGGUCUUGUUCUUGAAGCUGUUGGUGAACGGGAGAAGAAGUGGAUCCCGACCUUGAAUCGUCAGCUCGAGUCAGUUUUGGGUGCAGUUGUUGACAGGUUUGAGGAGGCCGCCUACAUCGAUGAAGAGAUGGAAGACGACGGUGACGCAUCUUGGGAACUCGCAUACUACUCCCUCAAGACAUUCUCCAAAGUCGUUAGCGUUUCGAAUGCAUUCAAGCAUUCUCCUACGACAACAGAGAUCUGGAAAUACGUGCGGGCACUCCUGCUGUACCCACACCAAUGGGUCCGAGCUGUCUGCAGUCGGUUGCUGGGAAUGCUUUUCGAGACGAUCAACGCGGAGACCGGAGCUGUCGUAACGACGGAGAUGGGCAAAACAGUACAGCGGCACUUUUUGCUCGCUGACACACCGACGAUGGUGUCGCUUGUUAACAACGUAUCGGCGCAGCUCGAGUCCGCCGUUCUGACCGCAGAUGCAGCGAAGCAAGUCGUGAAAAACUUGUUCUUCAUCGGCAAGUGCAUGCUGCAUAUGGAUCUUCAACGGGAGGCCAAUGGAGAGCCAAUCCUCAAUGGGAUUUCAGAGGAUGCGGUAGAGGACGAUGAAGACGAACCGGAGGAAGAGGUUGAGGAAGAUGGCGACGACACUCCGCAGAAAGACAAGAGCAAGGCGCCAAAGUCACCAUUGCUUUCCCUUUGUCGACGCCUGUCUUACCUUGCUCGAACCGACGCUGCUAAGAAGCGAGGGCCGUUGUUGAGGCAAAGUGUUUUCCAAUGGUUUGCAGCCAUGAUACAGUACAUACCAAAAGAUCACAUCAGGACUUACUUACCACCAAUUAUGGCCGCCUUAUAUCAUACUUCAAAAGAUGACACUUCUAGAGGAGCCCAAGCAGAUCAGCUUCGUCUCCUCGCUUCUGAAGUUCUUGAGCUUCUCCAGAAGCACAUUGGCACAGAAGCUUACGUUACGCUUUACAGUGCUACCGAGCAACGGGUGCAACGGCUCCGCCAGGAGCGUCGCGCUCAGAGGUCCAUUCAGGCAGUCCUUGACCCUGAAGCAAGGGCAAAGCGACGAAAUCAGAAAAAUGAGAUCAAGAAGAGGGGAAGGAAGAGGAAGGCUGAGGAGUUUGCGAAGGGGAAGAUGAAGCAGACCGUUGCUAAGCGCAUCAAGCGAUAGUAGAUCGGGGCCACCUAGAGAGCCGAGGCAGUAUUGCACAAGUAUCGAUACAAGCAUCAUCAGUUCAUUUAUCAUAUUGCACAUAAGUUAUUCUGCAUAGUACAUGAGUUUUGUUUUCUGAAUCAUGCGAAGGAUCAUCCACUUGAGGGACGGGGUCACAUGACCAGCAUGAGUCAUUCCCGUCAGAAAUCGCAACUUCGAUCGAGCGGACUUUUGUGGACUUCGCCGGUUUUAUGA